This is a messenger RNA of Xiphias gladius (swordfish), 6676 nucleotides long. RefSeq names its product tripartite motif containing 37 (gene trim37). The coding region runs from base 347 to 3205 and encodes 952 amino acids. Gene Ontology annotation, molecular function: ubiquitin protein ligase activity; tumor necrosis factor receptor binding; zinc ion binding. Gene Ontology annotation, biological process: protein autoubiquitination; negative regulation of centriole replication. Gene Ontology annotation, cellular component: aggresome; peroxisome. The record is from RefSeq and is a predicted model, not a curated record. NCBI's taxonomy places the organism in Eukaryota, Metazoa, Chordata, Actinopteri, Istiophoriformes, Xiphiidae. The transcript has 25 exons.
AAGAGGAGCCGUUUGAUUGGUGAUUGCUAGGGGACAGACAGCUUCGGAGCAGGCGCUACCGCUACAUCUUCAACUCAGGGCGAAAAAAAAAAAAAAAAAACAGCCACUUUCCAUCCCUUGUGGAGCUUAGUUCUGCCUUCUGAACCUAGCUUUGUUUUAAUCUUUGAAUGCAGCUAAGCCAGCGGAGACAACGGCUGCUGUGCACUAGGAUAUGUAAUGUAUAAUGUAGCCCCCUUUUUCCAGUCGUUUGUUUAUCAGGUGUGACAGACGGAGCUGAGUCUGGGAAGACCACUGGCUACGACUUCUCUGAUUAGUCCUUGAGAUCAAGAACUUCAAACUGGCUGAAAUGGAUGAACAAAGUGUUGAGAGCAUCGCUGAGGUGUUCCGUUGCUUCAUUUGCAUGGAGAAACUGAGGGAUGCUCGCCUCUGCCCACACUGCUCCAAACUCUGCUGCUUCAGCUGCAUACGACGAUGGUUGACGGAGCAGAGAGCCCAGUGUCCACACUGUCGGGCUCCGCUCCAGCUGAGGGAGCUGGUAAACUGUCGCUGGGCAGAAGAGGUCACCCAGCAGCUGGACACUCUGCAGCUCUGCAGCCUCACCAAGCAUGAGGACAAUGACAAGGACAAAUGUGAGAACCACCAUGAGAAGCUGAGUGUUUUCUGUUGGACCUGUAAGAAAUGCAUCUGUCAUCAGUGUGCUCUGUGGGGAGGCAUGCAUGGUGGUCAUACCUUCAAACCUCUAGUGGAGAUCUACGAGCAACAUGUGACCAAGGUGAAGGAGGAGGUUGCCAAACUCCGCCGCCGCCUGAUGGAGCUUAUCAGUCUGGUGCAGGAAGUGGAGAGGAACGUAGAGGCUGUUCGGGGAGCGAAGGACGAGAGGGUCAGAGAGAUCCGAAACGCUGUGGAAAUGAUGAUCGCUCGCCUGGACAACCAGCUCAAGAACAAACUAAUCACCCUCAUGGGCCAGAAGACGUCCUUGACCCAGGAGACAGAGCUGCUGGAGUCUCUUCUGCAGGAGGUGGAGCAUCAGCUUCACUCCUGCAGUAAAAGUGAACUCAUCUCCAAGAGCCCAGAGAUCCUGCUCAUGUUCCAGCAGGUCCAUCGCAAACCCAUGCAGUCCUUCGUCACCACACCAGUCCCUCCAGACUUCACCAGUGAGCUGGUCCCUGCCUAUGACUCCAGCACUUUUGUUCUAAUCAACUUCAGCACCCUGAGGCAGCGGGCUGACCCAGUGUAUAGCCCUCCUCUACAGAUAUCUGGGCUCUGCUGGAGACUCAAAGUCUACCCAGAUGGUAAUGGUGUCGUCCGUGGAAACUAUCUCUCUGUAUUCUUGGAACUGUCUGCUGGACUCCCUGAAACAUCAAAGUAUGAGUACCGUGUGGAGAUGGUCCAUCAGGCCUCCAGUGACCCAACCAAGAAUAUUAUUCGGGAGUUUGCCUCAGACUUUGAGGUUGGUGAAUGCUGGGGCUACAACCGCUUCUUCAGACUGGACCUUCUGGCCAGCGAGGGCUACCUGAACAUGCAGACCGACACACUGGUCCUUUGCUACCAGGUUCGCUCACCAACCUUUUUCCAGAAGUGCAGGGAUCAGUACUGGUACAUCAGCCAGCUGGAGUCGGCCCAGAGCGGCUACAUACAGCAGAUCAACAAUCUCAAAGAGAGGCUGGCCAUCGAGCUGUUUCGCCAUCAAACGUCGCGCAGCUCCUCGCCCCCUGACCUGAGGCUUGCUGCAGGCACCACAGCCUCUGAAAGAGACCCUCGCUCAGUGAAGAGUGACGAUGACAUUCAGACCACUUUGACCAACACUAAAAAAGGCGAUGAAGAAGAGAGGACCCAGCAGGAUGACUCUAAUGAGCUGUCGGACGGUGACUUGGAGGUAGACUGUCUGACAGAGGAAGAGGUGAACCCGCUGGAUGGCAGCAGCACCUCGGGGAGCUCCACAGCCACCAGUAACACAGAGGAGAACGACAUAGAUGAGGAGACCAUGUCGGGAGAGAAUGAUGUUGACUUUAUUGGGAACCUGGAGACAGAAGAAGGAGAGCUUCCUGAUGACUUGGCUGGAGCCACAGGUGGAUCCAGCUUCAGUGCACGUUCCUUACAUCGCAGUGCUUCUGCUGGUCGUAGUGCCAGCAGCAGCGGAGCUACUGCUUGUGGUGCCGUUGGGCCAGGCACCAACAGCCUCCUGGAGAUUGACCCGGUCAUCCUGAUCCAGCUGCUGGAUCUGAAGGAGCGCAGCAGUGUGGAGUCUCUUUGGGGUCUUCAGCCUCGGCCUCCUGUAUCUCUCCUGCACAGCCAAGCUCAUCCUCACUCCAGGAAAGAACGAGAGCGGCGGCCUCAGGUGGUGCGACGAUCAGCUCCAGACUCAGGGGUCCUGAUCCGCCUCAAGGCUCAGAUGGCAGAAGUCCGCAGCAAGAUGUCUGACGUCAAGAGUCAAGUGCUGGAGGCUCGGGGGUCUGCAGAGCCUCGGCCUGGCCCAUCAGGGGCCUUCAGUGUGGAGGAGGUACCCUCUCACCAUGCAGAUUCAGAGUUGUCAGCUUGUCUUAAGCCCAGUGAGCUGGACCUCCUGGGAAGAGCAGCUGCAGCAAAGUCCAGGCCCUGCCGCCCUGCCAGGAAAUCUGUCUCCCCUGUCCUGGACAGCAGUGGCUCUCUGGUUGUGAAGAGGAGGGGUCCAGAGGAGAUGGAGAAGGACCUGAGAGGAGCAGAAGCAGCCACAGAGCUCAGCCUGCAUCCUAAAGAGGGGCUUGGAGGUAUAGAGGGAGUGCUGAAGGCUGACGGCACCCAGGGCCCCCUUGUGUCUCUCGGCAGUUGCUCAUCAGAGCAAGCCUCCACCUCCAAGCAGCAGUACUCCCUGGAGCAGCAGCUGUAUGGGACCUCGGGGCCAAAGGAUGACAUAUUCUCCUUGGGAGGACCAAGCUACAUGACUACCAGCAAGAACUGUGGCAGUAGAACCAUAGGGGCAGCCAUGUUGGACUGUGAAUCUGAAACCUUAGGAAACUCCCAUCACUCCUUGCUGGAGGGACCCUCUGCACAGCCACAGUCAAAUGAAGAUCAGUCGUCCUCUGUCCUGGUGGCAGCAACAAGCAGUGACAGUGACACUGAGGACGAGGCUCUGCAGAGCAACAACUCUCGCUAUGACAACCAGACUCCUCCCUGCUCAGGAGAGCAGCUUCUUUCUGAUGACAUGAGUCUGCCUGCUGACAGGUGAUUCCCUCUGAGUCGCUCAGGCCUGGCAACUCACUGCUUUAUCCUCAGUGGCUGCACAGCGAUGCAAUAACGGCCGGAGACAACACACAUGCUAGUUACACAGAUCUGUAGAGUAGAAGCUGCUUGUUAUGCAUGAACUUAAAAUGAAGACAAUUCAACAACCUGAUUGUUUGAUCACCUGUUUGUCCAGAAACAGAAACAUUUCUUUCUGUGUCCUAAUGAGAGGCCAGUUAAUUAACUUUUCAGAUGAUCAGAUAAUAUCGACAUCAUUAAUAUUGCGCGAAUACAAUUAAACUGCCUAUUUGAGAGAGAGAGAGAGAGAACAAACAUUACAAUAUAGCCAUCUCUCUUAAAACUGGACUUUUGUCGUAUUGCUAUCUACACUCAGUGACUUGACUAAUCAAUGAUGACCUCAGCAGUUUCUGCAUUUCUUGGUUGUCCACAUUUAGGGAUGUACAUACUUUAACUUUGUUCACCAUGACUUCAGUAAAUACAUCAGAGGAAAACACGGUCAGCAGACAAUGGCCAUUAGUGCGAUGACUGAAUCUCUAAAAAUGUUAGGGGCAUAAAAAGUGCUGAUGUGUCCUGUUACUUUUAUUUUGCAAACUUGAACAUAAAAUUUUACCUGGACUAGAGGGCAUUUGGCCACUUUAAUUAAUAUUCAUCAUAAAUCUGUUACAUUUUCAAUGUAUAAAUCCUUUUCUAAAUCUGACAAAGUCUACAACAUAUGUGCAAGAGUCUGAGGAUAAACUGUGACUAAUCUGUAGCCUGUCAAUAAGAGCUUACGUGUCUUAUAAUGGCGUGCUGUUGUUUAGUUCGGUCUGUCUGGGCUUCAGUCUUGACAUGCGACCGAAGCACCUCCCAGCGUUGGUGCUUAAAAGACUUCAUUCACUCUUCAGACACCCAGUUUUAGUGACACUGCAGCUUGUCGACUGCAGUGCUUCCUUUCCUGAUCUAAACCUCGGUUAGCUUUUCUGGAUAUUUAUGUAAAUGUCUUCCCUCUUAACAACAGUCGUGGAAGCAACUGCGAUAUCUGUCUUCAUUUGACAUUUGAAAAUACUAAAUGAUCAUGGAAUCACAUGGAUUAAAAAACAGCUGCUGCACUGCUUUCUGUGGUUGGAAACUUUGAAGCAUACUGCAGAUCUGACACCAUAAUGAUGCCAAUGCAGGUGUUUUCGCUUCGACAUCUGCUUGGACAUCCCUGACAUCCCCUAUUAUUAUUCAUGUAAAGAAAUAGUUUGGCAUUUUGGGAAAUAUGCUUAUUUCCGGAGAGUUAGAUGAGAAAAUUGAUACUACUCUCAUAUCUGUACACUAAAUAUAAAGCUACAGCUAGCAGCUGGUGAGCUUAGCUCAGCACAACGAAUGGAAAUGGGGAAACAGCUAGCCUGGCUCUGUCCAAAGUUAACAAAAUCCACAUCUGCUCCUCUCCUUUGUUCCCAUUGUGUUGACAUGGAGGUAGAGUCACAGGGUCUCAGACUGCAGAUGUCCACUGAAUCAAGCAGCACUGCUCUCCGCAGGUGGAAACUCUGAGAUAGGUUGCACCUCUGGCCACAGUCAGUGACGUCACAGCAGCAGUUUUCUAUCAGCCGUCAAAUGCACAAAUACCUGUAAUAGGACUUUUUACAGCAGACAUUUUGACUUUUCACUGUAGGAAAAGCACAGCUGUUACUAACCGUGUUACCAGUGGCUCUGUUACAUGGAAGUGAGUCAUGACAGUGAGCCUGCAUGAACAAUACAAGGACUGAAGCAGCUAAAUAGUAUUCAGCUUUAAUUAAUGUUAUUAGUUUUCCUACUGUGAUGUGUUAAAUGUCUGUGAAGAAGGUCCUGAAAAAGCUCAGCAAAGCAUUCUGUUUAAAGGGUCGCUUCAGCCAAAUCACAAAAAAAAACCCAAACAAAAAACAUUUGAGAUUUCUGCCUCCACAACAGUACAAAAGAGGUGAAUGAAGGGCCGCAACUAAUGAUUGAUUCAUUUCUGAAUAAUGUAUCAAUUAUUUUCUCAAUUAAUUGUUUGUUGUAUAAAAUAUCAGCAAAAGGUGAAAAAUGUCCAUUGUAAUUUCCUAGAACACUGGCUGACAUUUACAAAUGCCUUUUGUCCAACCAACUGUAAAACCCAAACGCAUUCAAUUUAAAAUCGUCGAAAAAUAAGAAAACUAGAAGAAACAAUAACAUUUGAGACACAUUCGAAUGAAUUUUUGCCAUUUUUUUGCAUAAAUAAUUAUAGGAUUAUCAAAAUUGUUAUUUUGUUUUUCCAGAAACAGUGUCCCUGUUUGUGUAGAUAGUACACAGAACAGACUGUCAACAGUUUUGAUUGGAAAUACUUUUGAAGAAAACUGUUGACAGUGUGUUCUGUGGAUUGCUCAGAGUAACAGCAAAAUUUUUUCUGUAAAUAGAUUUUUUUUUUUUUCUUUUAAAAUGUCAUUUUUUCAUGCUGCGAGCGCCACAAAUCACUUCCUAUUUAGCUUUAUUGUAUUGGUGAGGAGGCAGAUAUUUCAAUGGCGAUAUCUCCAAACCCAGACAAAUAAAACAAAAAACGAUCAGUGUGUUGAGAUACCACUGGUGCAAAGAGCUUUGGUUUUUUUGCAAUUUGGAUGAAUCGACUCCUAAGGUUUAAACUGUGGUGCAUUAAAGGUCCUUUUAAUUCUCAGAGAACUUGACAGCAAAGGUUUAAAAAUCUAUGUAAUUAUUUAACAUGUACUCUACCGCGCUAAUAGAUCACUUCUCCACUGGUUUCUCUUCAUGUAUAUAUUAUUUUUCACCUCAAUACUCCCAUUAAACGUAACUAACACAUGUCAAACGCUGCUGCAAAACAGUGCACAUUAUUGGGAGAAAGCCUAGGGUUGAAGUGGGAAAAUGUCACAUUGACUGUUGCUGUGUUAUAGCUGGCGAGGUAGAGAACAGAAGAACAACGUACUUAAAAGACCUUUCUGCGCUUUUGUAAGAAUGUUGAUUUACUUUGAAGUGGACCCUGUCUUCUUCAUUGAGCCAUAUCUAAUUUUGAAGGCCGCUUAAUUUUUUAGAUCAAAGAAAUUACAUAUUGUACACUUCUACAGUCAUUAGUUUACAUUGUAAAUAAAUUGGCAUAUGAAGUUUUAAGACCUCGCUGUACAUGUGCCUGAAAGUGCAUGGCUUUAUUGGCUGGAUUGAAAGAGGAAGGACGUCUUAUUUGCACCAAGACCUGUCAGGUGAAAAAGAAAUCAUCCACUAGAAUUAAGCUGAAAUGUAUUCACCUCUACAGAUCCAGUCCAGUUGAUCACACGAUUUCUACUUUUCCUCUUUUGCUAUUGCUUUACACAUUCAUGUACAUGAUGGAGGUAUGGGAAACAGCAGCCACGCUCACACCGUUUAUUAACCUUUUCUCUUAUUUGUGCUUGUUGUGUCAAAAGCUGCUUUUGUUUUGAACGUUCACAGAAUGCAUUGUGCAUUAUUUGUUAUGUACAUUUCCUUUUUGUGUAAUAAAUAAAAUGUUUUACGA